GGUGGCCGUCGGUCCAGUUCCGCGGAGCGGUGGGGCAGUGGGAGCGCGGGGCAGUGGGGGCUGCGCUGCGCCACGCCACGCCACGCCACGCCACGCCACGCCAUGGCCCAGCAGCAGAUGAGCAGCUCUCAGAAGGCGCUGAUGCUGGAGCUGAAGUCGCUGCAGGAGGAGCCGGUGGAGGGCUUCCGCAUCACCCUGGUCGACGAGUCCGACCUCUACAACUGGGAGGUGGCGAUCUUCGGGCCCCCCAACACCCUCUACGAGGGUGGGUACUUCAAGGGUGUUCUUGCACUGAAAGUGCUAAUCUCAGAUACAGGACUUCAGACUUCUUAAGGCUUCUGAAACUUCAUCUGACACUACGAUCAACAGAUUAAGGUUCACAAAUCACCUCUGAAAAUAGCGCUCCAGGUAGUAGCUGGUUACUGAUAUCAGCAGAAAAUUGCUUACUUAAGUGUUUCAUUGGGAUGUUCUGGGUGUUUUGUUGUGGUGAUCUGGCUUUGAGGGCUCACAUUAAAUUUCCUAUAGACUAUCCAUAUUCACCACCUACCUUCAGAUUCCUGACCAAAAUGUGGCACCCCAAUAUUUAUGAGAAUGGAGAUGUAUGUAUUUCAAUUCUUCACCCACCUGUAGAUGACCCACAAAGUGGAGAGCUGCCAUCUGAGAGGUGGAACCCUACCCAAAACGUCAGGACUAUCUUACUGAGUGUAAUCUCUUUGCUUAAUGAACCCAACACAUUCUCUCCUGCCAAUGUGGAUGCAUCAGUCAUGUUCAGGAAAUGGAGGGACAGUAAAGGAAAAGACAAGGAGUAUGCUGAGAUCAUAAGGAAACAGGUUUUGGCUACCAAAGCCGAGGCAGAGAAAGAUGGUGUGAAGGUCCCCACUACACUGGCAGAGUACUGCAUCAAAACUAAAGUGCCUUCCAAUGACAACAGUUCAGAUUUGCUUUAUGACGACUUGUAUGAUGACGACAUUGAUGAUGAAGACGAGGAGGAGGAGGAUGCCGACUGUUAUGAUGACGAUGAUUCUGGCAAUGAGGAGUCAUGACCUGCUCCCUCUAUGCCUCUGUACUGCCCUGCCGAUUCAGGCUAGAAGGGAGCAGCGGUAACCUAGCAGCAGUCCGGCAAAAAAGUGUGGGAGGGGGGGAUCAAAAAAAACUUUGUCUCCUACUGUCUCCUGUUGUAUGGAUCUCUUUGCUCCUUUUUUACGGACCUCUUAGAGACCCUCCACAGAAUGUCUGAAUUCUUGCAUUCUUAACCCUUUCAUCACUGUAUUAUGAUUCCUUUUUUAAAAAGAAACUCCCUUUUUCACUUCUCUAUGAAAUGCUCACAGUGAAACAGAUUUGCUUGUGUUUAGAUUCUUGAAUUAAAUACAGACUUGCAAUGAAAUGUUUAAUGUAUUUAAAAGCUGGAACAAACCCAUUGGAAGAUGGGUUUUCAGGAGCUCAAGUGCUGCGUUUACUGGGAAAAAAAAAGUCCACAAAAAACAAAUUGCCAAGGUUUAGCUGCUCCAUUUACAAUAAUAGCGUGUGUACAUUUGUUUAGCCUUGUGGUGGUGGCUUUUCCUUUAUAAGGUGUGGGGGCAGAGAGUAUAAAGCUACUGUGUGUUGAGCGUGGUGGGAUGUUGUUGAAAGGUACAGUAUUCUUUUUCAGCCUGCUCAAGUUAGGAAAUAGCUCUGGCCCCAGGAGCCUCAGAGGGCACAAUCAGCUUUGUCUCUGAAAAAGGCUUGUGCUAUGAACCCUAAAAUAAACAACACUUCAUGUCUGUACAA
Columba livia (rock pigeon) is the source of this 1767-nucleotide messenger RNA. Its product is annotated as ubiquitin-conjugating enzyme E2 R2. The record is from RefSeq and is a predicted model, not a curated record. The transcript is spliced from 7 exons. The coding region runs from base 465 to 1043 and encodes 192 amino acids. Gene Ontology annotation, biological process: protein polyubiquitination; ubiquitin-dependent protein catabolic process. Gene Ontology annotation, molecular function: ubiquitin conjugating enzyme activity. NCBI's taxonomy places the organism in Eukaryota, Metazoa, Chordata, Aves, Columbiformes, Columbidae.